AUGUCUGGACGAGGCGGGCGAGGCGGCCGCGGCCGUGGUGGACGAGGACCGCCAACAAACGGACGCCGGGCUGUGGCCCAGAAUAGUGUGCCCUGGGCGAUGGACUCGGACAUUGUGCUCGACGGCAAGCCUUCUGAGCAGUUUCCUCCCUACGCCGUCCCCCGCGCCCCCCUCCUCACAAAAAAAGAAGACAAACAAAUCUCCUACUUCCUCCUCUUCCGCGAACAAUGCCAAGACAGCCCCCUCUACACCCAAGCCCGCAGCCGCGCCACCACCUCCACCCCCUCCUCUUCUUCCCCAUCCACUACCAACCCCUCAGGUAGCGCGGGCUCCUCCCGCACCUACGGCCAAGACCAACUCAACAAGCGCUACGGCCAAACCACCAAAGCCACCAUCGACCCGUUCACUUCGGUGCCCAUGUACUCCCACCGGUUUCGUCAGGUGCCGAGGACGCUGCCGGAUUUGGGGGCUCGGUCGUUUGCGAAGGAGUUUUUUCCUGCUGAACUCCAUUCUACCUUGGACGGGGAGGAUGAUUCCGGGGGUGGAGCUGGGGGUGGAAUGGGAGGUGGGGGGCAGGCAGCUAAGAGACGGAGGGUGGGACCGAAGACGUUGGGGUUGUCGAGCAUUACUUCUUAUAAGACUGCUGAGGAGCUGUUUCUGGGUGGUACGGGCAGCGGUCUUGACUCUACAACGGGAAGUGGUGGUGACGGCCAUAAGGGCAAAAACGGCCUCAACAAAGCCCUCGAACUAAUAACCACCCUCGAACAACGCCACCAACACGGCGAAGACGCCUACCUAUCUGGAGAAGACGAUGAUGAUGACUGGGUUAAGGGGAGGAAUGGGGCUGGUGGGGCUGGGGGAGAAGAAGGAUUGGACGACGGGGAUAGUAACUACGAGGAUGAGUAUGAGAGUGGGGAUGAUUAUAAUGCGGAGGCGUAUUUUGAUGGGAACCAGGACGAUGAGGAGUAUGAUGAGGGGGGGGAUGAUGGGGAUUAUUUGUGA
Molecule: messenger RNA, 1002 nt
Organism: Dichotomopilus funicola
Lineage: Eukaryota; Fungi; Ascomycota; Sordariomycetes; Sordariales; Chaetomiaceae
Product: DNA-directed RNA polymerase III subunit Rpc31-domain-containing protein
Exons: 3
Coding region: 1-1002 (333 amino acids)
Biological process (GO): transcription by RNA polymerase III
Source: RefSeq, a predicted model, not a curated record